Lolium perenne is the source of this 1658-nucleotide messenger RNA. RefSeq lists its product as uncharacterized. Lineage: Eukaryota; Viridiplantae; Streptophyta; Magnoliopsida; Poales; Poaceae. The record is from RefSeq and is a predicted model, not a curated record.
UUAUUGUGAGGGUUUGUCAAGCACAUAGGUGUGAACGUAGUUCAUACAAAAUAUAGUUAAAUCUAGCACAAACUGCGAGUGUAUUAAAUGAUUUACAUUGCAAAUAUGUAACAAGGAUGCUACAACGUAAUUCGUAUUUAAAAAAUUUAUGUGACAAAUAUAAUUUAAAUCUAGCAUAAAGAAAGUGUAUGUUCCAAUGAUUUCCAUUAUAUUGGUAUGAAAAUAGUGCUACAAAAAAUAUAUUUAGCUUUUUCUAUGUGGUUAACUAUAUAAAAUAAAAAUAAUAAAAAUAUACUCGUUCAGACACUAUAAAAUGCGAGAAUUUGUAAGAAAGUAUAAAAGCUUAGUACAAAGUUAUAUUUCCAUGGUUGUUGGUAUUCCUAUUUGUGUGUGGAUGAAAUCUGUUCUAUCCGGUGCGAGGAGUCUUGCUAGGUCCGCUCUGUCGCACCGUCCGUCGCACGGCACCUAGCCAAUUUCGGUUGCAUGGUGUGCCCCGCUCCCCCAGAAUUAGCCCUUGGAUGUCGACGUGUUGCGUCGGCCGUUCUUUGCAAGGUUCAUGAGUAGCAAGAGCACCGUAAGGCCAAAAUCUGGUGUACGCGGCAGCAGACCACAUUUGCUCGGGGGAUACGGAGCGCUCACCGCAGUUAAGCCGUUUUCCUCCCUAGCAUCCGCCGCCUCGGCCUCGCCAGCCGUCGAUUCCAAGGACAUGGUAGAGACCUUGAGCCCAUGGUCGUCGGUGGGACCGAUCCACGCCGUCGACCAAUUCGCCCACUGGGAUACGCCGCGCUCGCCGCCUUCGCGGCCGCUAGCAUCUGCAUGGCCUAUGCUCCGGAUGAGGAAGAAAUCCUCAAAGACAUGCGCGAAAGAAUGAUGAAACACUGGAAUUCUCCUAGACGUCCUCCAUCCGGCAAAGAAGUAAGAGCAAUGACUAAGAUGAUGAGGCGUCUUGAUCGCCGAAUGAAGAAGUUUAUGGAGAUGCGGAACAAGGAAAAAGAGAAGUUUUGGUCAUUCCUUGAAGACAUCAUCAAGAAAGGCCAAACACUUCUCUCUGCUGGAAACCUUCUGAUAGAUGUGUAUGCCUUUGUGGCAGCGAUCGUCGCAAGUUCCAUAAUUCUAAUCGAAAAACUUGGCGACCAUGUUCAGUACUUUGUGUGCCCAUACUCAGGGCAAAGGUGCUGGUGGCAGUACAUCACACCUCAGGAUCAACAAUGUUUCUUUCUUUGCUGGGCUGGAAGCCAUGGGCAUCACCUUACGGCAGAUGGACUUGCAAUGUCUUUCGCUGAUUGACAUCAAGAUUGGCAUCAUGCCUGAGUUGGAGGGAGCUGUUGUGGAGAACAAGUGGGAGAACAGCUCAUGGGUAAAGAAGCCUAGUCCUACUGAGGCAACUUUUAUCAUUACUCUAGAGGAAGCUGAUGUAAAUAUCAAGUGGGAGAACUUCUCAUGGGGCAAGAGGCUCAUCCUGGAGAAGGGGAGCUCAUGGGGCGAGAAGAUGAUCACCCACUAUAGAAGAUCAUAGAUGUCUUCAAAACCGAUGUUCAAAAGCUGUAUACAUGACAAUGAUGUCUGCCUUUGAGGCUGUCCAAUGGGGCACAUCUCCCCCGGCUUAUGUGGUUUAGAAAUGCAUGAUCGAUACAUCGAAGAGAACUAAAAGGAAGAAU